This is a messenger RNA of Helianthus annuus (common sunflower), 2047 nucleotides long. Its product is annotated as F-box protein SKIP23. The coding region runs from base 616 to 1818 and encodes 400 amino acids. The record is from RefSeq and is a predicted model, not a curated record. Gene Ontology annotation, molecular function: protein binding. The transcript is spliced from 2 exons. NCBI's taxonomy places the organism in Eukaryota, Viridiplantae, Streptophyta, Magnoliopsida, Asterales, Asteraceae.
UAACCGUUACAGACGGUGUAAAAAUUGCAUCUAUUUUCGCCUAAAAUGGCGAUCCAUACAUUCAUCAUGUAGUUAUAACCAUCAUCUUCUUCAUCAUAUCCUCCUUUGAAUCAGAAAAAGAUUCAGAAGAAGAAGAACAGGAGAGACAGAAAACAAGAUGAGAUCAGUGGGGCACCUUUUCUAGGGUUCACCCCUCUGAUUCUUCUUCACUCUCUUCGUUUUUCUUCCUUUUUUCAUCCCCAAUUUCUUUCUUUUUCUUCUAAUUAGGGUUUCCAUUCUUCAAUUGCUGCUACCAAUUGCUUAAUUUUCAUUCGAUUUCAUCCUCAGGCACGCCCAAUUUUCAUUACAUUACAUUGUGUUUCGUCAAAUUAGGGUUUCCACUUCCGAUUGUUUAAUUUUGAUUUCAAAUUAGGGUUUCCAUCCUCAGGUACGCCCAAUUCAUCAGAGUACACAGUUUUUUGUUCAAAUUAGGGUUUCCAUUAUUCAAUUGGUGCUGGCGAUUGUUUAAUUUUGUUGAUUUCGAGUCCAAAUUUGCCGAAAAAAUUGAAUGAAAUUGUAUCUUUAAAUUAGGGUUUCUAAGAUUGAUUGAAAUUGUGGGAAAAGGGGGUAAAAUUUAUGUCGAAUUCGGUGGAUUUAUCAGAUUUACCACCGGAAUUGCUCGAAACAAUUGCGAAGAAACUGAAAGUUCAUAAGGAUUACAUUCGAUUCAGAGCCGUAUGUAGAGGUUUUCGGGACUCAGUCCCUAAAAUCCCUAAACAUCUGCCAUGUCAACUCCCAUGGUUAAUGCUUCCACGUAGAACGAAUCAAGAUCCCGAAUCGAAUCUCAGAAGCUUUUUAAGUAUUUCCGAUGGAAAAGUCCACCUGAUUAACCUGCCUGAAGAUUCGGACAAUCACCGUCGUUGUGGAUCUUCACAUGGAUGGCUUGUGAUGCUUGAUGAAACCCCUUUGAUUUCCAUCGUAAACCCGUUAACGCAAUGUAAACAACACCUUCCACCAUUGUCAUCAUUCCCAAAUGUAAUCAGUUUUGCACCUGGUGAAACUGGGAGAGAGUACACGAUCAAGACUUCGGAUGAUGAUGUGUAUACAUGUAGUUCGAAAGAAAUGCGUGAUUCUUUCAUUAAAAAGGUGGUUUUUUCUUCGAGCCCGUCGAAUGAGGAUGCGGAUUACUAUGCAUUAGCUAUAUUGAAUCAAACUGGAGAUCUUGCGUAUUGUAAAAAGGGGGAUAAAAGAUGGAAGUUCAUUGAUGAUGCGAAUUCUUAUUGUGAAGAUGUGGUUUAUUACGAGGAUUGUUUUUAUGCUGUGAGUAAACAUGGGACGAUUGCGAAAUGUGAUGUCAAUGGGCCCACACCUGAUGUGUUAUUUCUCGAAACUCAAAGACAGAUUGGUGGUGAUAUGCAGUAUUUAGUGAACUGGAAAGAUGAACUGUUGUUGGUGACUCGGUAUACCGAGUUGGAAUUCAAUAUGGAUCAGAAUAAGCUUGAUAUUGUGUAUAAAACAAGUGAGUUUCAAGUGUAUAAGCUCGUUUUGAACGGGCUAAAGUGGGAGGGUGUGAGUGAACUAGAUGGACACGCGUUGUUUUUAGGGGAGAAUUCUUCGAUCGCGUUUUGUGCUUCUGAUUUUCCUGGGUGUAAAAGGGAUUGCAUAUAUUUUACAGAUGAUUAUUCAGAGUGGAAUUAUGAUGGUGCUAAUGGAAAUCAUGAUUUGGGUGUUUAUGAUUUGGGAAACGAGAGUUUAGAAGCGUUGACUUGUUAUCCUGAAGAAUUCUAUAGCGGGCGUCGAUGGCCUCCUCCAAUUUGGUUUACUCCAAGUUUACAUUAACCAGUUGUUUGGUUGCCGAUGAAAUUGUGAAGACACUGUGGAUGAUGAAAAGAGGGCAUGCAUGAUCUAUAUAUCGAGACAAGCUUUGGUAAUUUUGUAAAUAAAUAAUAGAACCAACCAUACCUUCAAUUGGAUGUUGAAAGUCGAUAUUUAUGAAGUGCUGCUAGAUGCAGUUGGUUUUUGUAUGAUUAUAUAAUUGAUAAUAUAUAAUCACAGUUUUCUGAUGGAA